Mirounga angustirostris (Northern elephant seal) is the source of this 6491-nucleotide messenger RNA. RefSeq names its product neuralized E3 ubiquitin protein ligase 1B (gene NEURL1B). Gene Ontology annotation, molecular function: ubiquitin protein ligase activity. The transcript is spliced from 5 exons. Gene Ontology annotation, biological process: ubiquitin-dependent endocytosis. The record is from RefSeq and is a predicted model, not a curated record. NCBI's taxonomy places the organism in Eukaryota, Metazoa, Chordata, Mammalia, Carnivora, Phocidae. Bases 152 to 1819 code for a protein of 555 amino acids. Gene Ontology annotation, cellular component: early endosome.
CCAGGCGCCCGCCCCAGCUGCCGCCCGCCGGCUCGCCCGUGCAGCCGCGAUGCCCCGGGGCCCGACCCUGGCCCGGGUCCCCGGCCCACCGCGUUAUUAGCCUCCGUGCAGCCGGAGCGCGCCGCCGCCAACGCCGCGCCCCGACGCAGCGAUGGGCAACACCGUGCACAGGACCCUGCCAGACCCGAGCCCGCCGGCUCGCCUCCUGGCCACCCGGCCGUGCUGCGGCCCCGGCCCCGAGCGGCGCCCAGUCCUGGGCGAAGCGCCGCGCUUCCACGCACAGGCCAAAGGCAAGAACGUGCGGCUGGACGGCCACUCGCGCCGGGCCACUCGGCGCAACAGCUUCUGCAACGGCGUCACGUUCACGCAGCGGCCCAUCCGGCUGUACGAGCAGGUGCGGCUGCGCCUGGUGGCCGUGCGCCCGGGCUGGAGCGGCGCGCUGCGCUUCGGCUUCACGGCGCACGACCCAUCGCUCAUGAGCGCCCAGGACAUCCCCAAGUACGCCUGCCCCGACCUUGUCACGCGGCCUGGCUACUGGGCCAAGGCGCUGCCCGAGAACCUGGCGCUGCGCGACACCGUGCUGGCCUACUGGGCGGACCGCCACGGCCGCGUGUUCUACAGCGUCAACGACGGCGAGCCCGUGCUCUUCCACUGCGGCGUGGCCGUGGGCGGCCCGCUCUGGGCGCUCAUCGACGUCUACGGCAUCACCGACGAGGUGCAGCUCCUCGAGAGCGCAUUCGCCGACACGCUGACGCCCGCGCGCCUCAGCCAGGCCCGCUUCAGCGCCUGCCUGCCGCCCAGCAGCCACGACGCCGCCAACUUCGACAACAACGAGCUCGAGAACAACCAGGUGGUGGCCAAGCUGGGUCACCUGGCGCUGAGCCGCGCCCCGGGCCCGCUGCCCGCCGACGCCUCGGCCGCCGCCAUCCCGUGCGGGCCUCGCGAGCGCCCGCGGCCCGCAUCGUCGCCGGCGCUGCUCGAGGCUGACCUGCGCUUCCACGCGACGCGCGGACCCGACGUGAGCCUGUCCGCCGACCGCAAAGUGGCCUGCGCGCCGCGGCCCGACGGCGGCCGCACGCUUGUCUUCUCCGAACGCCCGCUGCGACCCGGCGAAAGCCUCUUCGUGGAGGUGGGCCGCCCGGGGCUGGCGGCGCCCAGCGCGCUGGCCUUCGGCAUCACGUCGUGCGACCCGGGCGGGCUCCGACCCGCGGAGCUGCCGGCCGACCCCGACGCGCUGCUCGACCGCAAGGAGUACUGGGUGGUUGCGCGUGCCGGGCCCGUGCCGAGCGGCGGCGACGCGCUCAGCUUCACGCUGCGGCCCGGCGGCGACGUGCUCCUGGGCGUCAACGGGCGCCCGCGCGGCCGCCUGCUGUGCGUCGACACCACGCAGGCGCUCUGGGCCUUCUUCGCCGUGCGCGGUGGCGCCGCCGGCCAGCUGCGCCUCCUCGGCACCUUGCAGUCCAGCCCUGCGACCACGUCCCCAUCAGGGUCCCUCAGCGGCUCCCAGGAUGAUAGCGAUUCUGAUAUGGCCUUCAGUGUCAACCAGUCCUCCUCAGCAUCUGAGUCAUCCCUGGUGACCGCACCCAGCUCCCCGCUGAGCCCCCCAGUGUCCCCUGUGUUCUCCCCACCGGAGCCGGCAGGCAGCAAGAAUGGCGAGUGCACGGUGUGCUUUGACGGGGAAGUGGACACAGUCAUCUACACGUGUGGACAUAUGUGUCUGUGCCACAGCUGUGGCCUACGGCUCAAGAGGCAGGCCCGCGCCUGCUGCCCCAUCUGCCGGCGACCCAUCAAGGAUGUCAUUAAGAUCUACAGGCCGUAGCCUGGCCCACCAAUGGGCCUUGGCCAGAGCAAGGUCACCUUUCUGAAGGCCCCCUGAGCCAGGCAACUGCUAUGGCCACCAGGGAGUCCAAGGGCAGUGGCCAUCCCAUCUGCCACUCUCCAAUGGUGGGCAAGGCAUGACAGUCAUGGAGAUGAGGCCCUGGGGGUCUGAGCCCAGGCAAGGGCUGCUUCUGGCUCAAAAGUGCUUUGCCCCCAAAAGGCCGUCCCAAAAGCAAGCUCAGGAACUGCCUAGCAGACCACCCUGUCCCUCGGUGACCUCUCGGCUGGGAAACAGCAUUCCCUGUGCAAUGCUUUUUGCUGGAGUUGGGUUGAGUGUGUGUGAGAGAGGGUGAGGGGAGGGAGUGGCCAGAGAAGAGAGAGAGAAUGUGUGUGAGAGAACGAGUGAGAGAGAACGCAUAGGUAUUUAUCCAGGGAUCCUGGCUCUGGGAGGUUAUUUAACACUAAGGAAUGUGCAAUCCAGAGCCCAGACGGUAGUGUGACUAGAAAUUGUUCACUCUCUGGGGCUGUAACGUCAGCUGGUUUUGAAUGUAUGAAGCCUGCACCUAAACAGAACUCCCUUGGAUGGUAUAGAAAAGGGACACUCAGAUUUUGUAAGGGAAGGAAAAAAUAGCUCAUUGUUUACAGCUCCAAAGCAGCAACGCCUUGGGGGGAAGGUGGGUGGAGAACAGAAAAGAACAAUUUGCUUUUUUAGUUUCUUCCUCAGUCCUAGAGAGGAGUUUUGAUGGGUGCUGCGGCCCACCGAGAGCUCUGGGUGGUGUCAUCCCCAGAAGCCUUUUCACCCCUUCAACCCAGAUAGCCUAAUAAUAAGCAUAGUGCACCUUGACUCGGUCCCUCUAGAUGCUUUUUGUCUGUCCCAUCCCUUGCUGUCCCCAAGAAGAAGGCAAGCAGCAGGUUCUCUUUUCCUGGAGGAGAGAAAGAAUCCUGGAGGCAGGUGACUCACCUGCAGUUGGAAAGGCCACCCCAUCACGCAGACGGCUCUUCACAUUUCGUGUUGUCAGCCCGGGCCUGGCAUUCACCAGCAGCGGUGGGCAUCACCAGGACAGCCUGCUGGGGAAGCGGUAGGAGGAAAAGACUUUGCAACUGGUUCUGAUUCUCAGCUUCCCUUACGUUGCUGAUUACUAAGAUGUUAAAUGAUCAUUAAGAUGUUAAGAGCUGAGACAUUAAAAUGCUGACCUUGGGACUCUCCCCCUUCCCAGGGCCAUUUACAGGCAUUUCCUGGGACCUGGCCCUGUCCCCGACUUCCGCACCCCUGCGGAGGCCCAUGUCUGCAGACUCCCAGACCACCCCUGGGCUGAUAGGCUGGCCCAGGCCCGCUCUGCCCCCAGUUCAGGGCCUAACCUCUGCCCUAUCCGUGCUGUACUUUUAAGGAAGCCCCUGGGCCUCUCUGAUUCUCAGUUCUCAAUCUGUCCUUCCUACUCCAGAACCCACGAGGGAACCAGCAUAACAUCUAAAAAGCCCAAGACACCCUACAAAGAACAGGUAACACUUUUACUACAAUUCCUAAUCUGUUCCUCUGCUGCACAGAUGAUGGCAGAGAAAGGAGAACAUUCAGAGAGUUUCUGCAUUCAUAGAACACAUGUGUGCUGGGUGUCUGGGGGCCCAGAGCCCAGCUCAGCUGGGCCCUCAUCAAAUCAAAGCCUGUAAGACCAGGUGGUCUUUGUAAUGUUCUAGGUCUUGGACCAACUGCUUCUUCUCUGCCUGGAGUGGUCAUAGUGUUCUGACCUGAUCUCAACUUCAGAACCCCCACUCUUGCCCCUGCAAGAACCCCUGAUUGGUUAUUGUCCCCCUAGUGAAUCUGGGAAACAUGCCCACCUUUAAAUCUUGUGACGGAAGUUUUUGGGGAGGACGAGAGCCGGAGACGCUGGGUAGCACUCAGUGCCCAGCUGCAUUUGGCCAGCAGGAGCCUUCCAAUUUCCCCAUGUAUGGGCCCAGACCAUGUGGGAAAGGACUCGUGACCUCCUCCCCACCAGAGCUGGUUCUCCAGGCAGCAGUGCCCACUGACCGGAUUGAGCCAGUCACAAGCUCUGGUGGUCCUCGAAGCCAGCAGGAGGCAGCUGGUCUCCCCUGCCUCUUGCUCUUCCUAACUGCCCCCACCCCUGGGUUCCAGCCAGGGUCAUGUACAGCCACCACCAGGAAACCAGUGACUGAGGGCCUGGACCCGACGUGGACUGGGCCAUGCUCCUGGUGACCUGUUACCUGGAUCAAAAGGAGCUGGUGGCCUGUUUAACUUGCUCCGCAGCUGCUAUAAAUAGCCUCCCUGUUUCCAAGAGGAAUUAAGGGGGUGUUUGUCUUCUAAAAACCAGACAUUUCCUGAUGCUCUAAACUGAUUUAUUCAGUGCUAUAGAGGAGCUGCUCACAUGGCCCUCACGUGGCGGGAGAAAGAGGAAAGGGAACCCCUCUCUUUCACUUCACGUCAUUAUGUGCCUCGGCGCUGGGCUGGAGAGGCGUCUCCACGCAUUAAUCCUGUGAGGCAGGUCUUACCCCACUGAGUCACAUCUAAAACACCACUGAUUGUAAAAUACACCAUUUUAUGUACCGCUAAGGGAAAAAAUGCGAAUUUUAACUGUGAGAUACCACAGCUAUAUGAUUCAUUCUAAUCAGAGACUUGAAAUGUGAAAAAAAAAAAAAAAAGCUGUGCUAUUUAGAAUUGACAAAACACGGUAUUAUUCCCGUUUGACAGGUAAGAGAACUGAGGUCCUGUGAGUGAAGUGAUAGGAUCACAUGCAGCAGGUGGUAGGGCUGGGAUUCAAACCCAGGAGUGUCUGGUGCUGAAUCCCACUCUCUCCGCUGCCUGGCCCCAAGCUCCAGAAAGCUUGAGACUGCCUUGAGUUUUCUUUCUUGAAACUUCUCUAGGCAGCCCCUGGAGAGAGCCUGGGCACCGGCGCCUGUAUGGAGGCUUCCAGCCCCAGGCUGUGGUCCCUCUGCCACCCAUACCCUAGAAGGACAAGUGUCCUUCCUUUCAGGCUCACCUUCCCGCUGCCUGCCUUCUCCUGGCAGAGCUGAGCUAUGUGAGAUCCUGAGUCCAACCUGAAGGCCUCCUUUGGUGACACAGGGGUGCACAUACGGGGCAACUUCGUGGAGGGGCUGAGGGCGUUGUCCCACCACCUUCCUGGGCCUCAACACUGCCACUCGCUCAGGCAGGGACGCUAGGGCUAAGAAGGGGGUGACCAGAAGAUACUCCCUUGUUGUGGUCUUGUGCCUGCUUAUUUUGAACCACCAGAGAAAUUGGGCUGUUUCCAAGUCAACACAAGCCCCUUUUCCUAGUCCAUUCCCAGAACUGGGAGGCUGCUGGGGUUUAGCUGCCCAGGGCAGCUGCUCCUCUAUGUGCGGUAACAUUUUGCUGAACACCCGCUCAUCAGCAUGGCCUGGGUUCUGCACACAGUGUUGGGAACUGGGCCUAAAGACAGAGCCGCAGGGAGCAGACAGUCCGGAGCUGGACGGAUUUGUAAACUUUUAUUUGCUCCCUCCAGCGUUGGGUCCUGUGCUAGCACAUAGUAGGCACUCAUUAAAGGUUUACGGGAGAAAUCCGAAAUCAAGUUACGAGGGCUCAGGGGUUUGGUAAAACACAUAUACAUGCACACAAAGUCAUUCAACAAGCAUCUGCUGCGUGCCUACUAGGUAUGGGGUGCUGGGAAUGCGGAGCAGAGAGGACAGCACCCUAGCUCUGCCUUCAGAGGUAGAGACAUUAGAGGAUAAUGAGAUGCUAGGGACAGAAUCCUUUGGGCUUUCUUGGCCAUUCUGUUGCCUUUGGGGAUCUAUUCUGGUGAGUGCCCAUGACUGCUUUCCUGACCCAGAACCUCCUGCCUGCUUUGAGAAGCCUCCUCUGCGUUAGAAAUGCCAGAUAUUUUGUAGUCAGUGAGCUGCUGCCAAAAUGGCCUUGGGCAGAACCCUCAAGGGCCCCACCGCUGGAUGAUUACCCUCAGGUCCCACCAGGGAGACCCGUGGGGAGACGGCUACCUGCUACUUUCAGGCUUGGGAGUGGUUGCUGGAAUCAAUACCUGGGUGCCCAGAGAGCCCCAUCAGUUCCAGUUGAGAAUGGGCUUGUGCAAAGUCUUGGAGAACGAGAGGCAGUAACCUCUCCCUGCCCAAUCCCAUCCCUGCCCCAGUUCUGGCAGAGGGAUGCCUGCUCAGGAACAUGUGGCAUUUCUUGGUAUUUAAUUGUCUUCCCCAAGCCCCUAAUGAAAUGACUUGUACACCAAUCUGUCUGUGCCUUAUGAAAGUGUCUGUGCACUUUUUAUCCUUUUUAAAAGCAACUUCAAAAAGUGGGCAGGGGACUAGCAUACAUAGUAGUAUUCUAGAAAUAUGUGCUCAUCACUGAAACCCUUCUGCAUUAUGUUUUUGAUGUAGGAGUGAUGAGGUGUACUCUCUCAUCCCAUCCCCCCACUACCUGUAUACAGACCUUUUUAAAAAUGUCUCUUUUCUUAUUUUUCUGAUUCAAUACUGUGACUUCUCCAAUACAAUCUAAUCUUUGGGGAUCUGUAAUAAAGGUUUUAAAACUUGGGGGGAGUGGGUUGGAAAGGGUUUGCACUGGUCCUGUGUGUUGUGCUUUUGUGUGUUGUGUGUUUUGGUUUUUGUCUAUUUUUAUCUGUUUUAUAUUAACAUAAUUUUUCUGUUUAAAAAACAAAUACAACUUUGGCUUGUUAAAAAAGAAA